Chelonoidis abingdonii (Abingdon island giant tortoise) is the source of this 2342-nucleotide messenger RNA. RefSeq names its product ALG12 alpha-1,6-mannosyltransferase (gene ALG12). Gene Ontology annotation, cellular component: endoplasmic reticulum membrane. Gene Ontology annotation, molecular function: alpha-1,6-mannosyltransferase activity. Gene Ontology annotation, biological process: protein N-linked glycosylation. NCBI's taxonomy places the organism in Eukaryota, Metazoa, Chordata, Testudines, Testudinidae. The record is from RefSeq and is a predicted model, not a curated record.
GUAUGCCUGUUGUGGGCGCUUUGCCCGAAUCCAACAUGGCCGCCUGACGCCUCUAGUACGGUCAGGUGACCUGAGCCGCCUCGCUGUUACGUGCCCCCUGUGUGAGGCGGGCACGUGGCUGACGGGCUGUAGCUGGUAAGUUCAGGCGGCUGCGGAGGCAGCUUUGAUCGCUGAUAACAGACUAUUGUGUAUUUCAUGUCCAGCAUGGCUGAGAAGAGGAGCACAGGUGGACAGUCACUCCUGCUGUUACUGAUCAUUGCUGUGGCCUUUGCACAUUUAACUGUCUGUCCAUUUACAAAAGUGGAGGAGAGUUUCAACCUCCAAGCCAUCCAUGACAUUGUGUACCACAGACUGGACUUGGAGAAGUACGACCAUCAUGAAUUUCCUGGAGUUGUUCCAAGAACGUUUCUUGGACCAGUCUUUAUUGCUGUGCUUUCCAGCCCAGCUAUAUUUGUGCUGUCUAGGUUGCAGAUGUCCAAGUUUUACUCCCAACUGAUAGUCCGAGGAAGUUUGGGGCUUAGUGUGAUUUACGCACUAUGGAAAUUAAAGAAAGAAGUUAGAAAGCAGUUUGGAUCAACUGUAUCGACGAUCUUCUGUCUAAUAACUGUUACUCAGUUUCAUCUAAUGUUUUAUUGCACUCGAACACUUCCCAAUAUGUUCGCACUUCCUGUUGUUCUCUUGGCACUUACAUCUUGGAUACAGCAAAAGCACGGACCAUUUAUUUGGUUCUCAGCACUGGCAAUUAUUGUCUUUAGAUCAGAGCUCUGUAUCUUCUUAGGCCUGAUGCUUCUGGUGACAUUACUAAGUAAAAGAAUCUCCAUUUUAAAGAUGCUUUCCCAUGCUGUUGCUGCUGGCGUUGUUUGGUUGGGUUUAACAGUUGCUGUGGAUUCUGUGUUUUGGAGGCAGCUUCUAUGGCCGGAGGGGAAAGUGCUUUGGUAUAAUAUAGUUUUAAAUAAAAGUUCAAACUGGGGAACUUCUCCCUUCUUGUGGUAUUUCUAUUCAGCCCUGCCUCGUGCUUUAGGAUGCAGCAUUAUAUUUGUGCCUCUAGGAGCAGCAGACAAAAGGACUCGGGUAUUAAUUCUACCAACGUUGGGUUUUAUUUUUUUGUAUUCCUUUCUCCCACAUAAAGAGCUGCGGUUUAUCAUAUACACUUUCCCCGUCUUCAACAUAGUGGCUGCCAAAGGCUGCACACGAAUUUUGCAUAACUACAAAAAAUCCUGGCUAUAUAAACUAGGAUCGCUGUCGGUUAUGACACAUCUCCUUAUUAAUGCUGCUUAUUCAGGAACAUCAUUAUAUGUUUCACAUUUCAACUACCCUGGAGGAGUUGCAAUACAGAAAUUACAUGAGCUGGUGCCUUCAACAGCAAAUGUCUCUGUCCAUAUUGAUGUGGCUGCUGCACAGACUGGAAUUUCUCGAUUUUUGGAAGUCAACUCAAAUUGGAGGUAUGACAAAAGGGAAGAUGUUAAACCUGGGGACCAGCUGAUGUUGUCUUAUACACACAUUCUAAUGGAAAUGGAUCCCAUUCAAAUAUCUCAUUACAAGACGACCCAUCGGCCACUUGCACAUGUAUCAGGCAUCAGUAAAAUUGGGUUGAACCUUACCACACUACCUCCUUUUACUUUAAACUUAAAACCAAAAUUAAUACUGUUGGAAAAGUUUACUAGCUCUUCUUGACAUAACUUCAUUAAUGGCUUGAUAAUCUCCACAAUUGCAGUUUGCCUUUCUAACAAUGCAAUUCAGCAGCUGUGGAAAAAUACAAUCUUUGUAUUGAUUAAUUUAUUUACCUAAACCUCUGCUUUUUACAUAAAUUACAGAAAGCUUUCCAGCAUUAUGUAAAUCCAGUCUACAUCAUGAUUGAGCUGUAUGUUGUAUGGAUCUUCUUUGAAAUAUUUUCAAGGUCAGCAUUAUUAAAUAAAUUGAUUAGUUUGGGCCUGUUCACCAAUGCAAUAUAUACGUUUUUAAAUGCCUGGUAUGAAAGAUAUAAUAGAGCAGGCGUAUGCUAUUCUAUGGUAUUUAAUCUUUGGGCAUUACAGAUAUACUGCUUGAUGGUUUUACUGUACAAAUUGCUAUGUUUUCCACUAAACUGCUAUGUGAAACUUUACUAAUCUCAUUUUGUAUUAUAGUAAAGCUGCAUUCAUUGGAGCUUUGUCACUAUACAUAAUUGUGCCUUGUAAGCUGUUAAAUAAAGGUACAAGAAUCCAUUUGAAGAACAAUUGUACCUUUUGGCGAGCACCACCCUGAGCUAGAGUUGGAUAUUAAAAGAGGGUUCAUCACAUUCUUACACUGAACAUGGAGAAAGGACAACUUAAAUUUCAGAGACACAUAUUUGGGAUUUUGUUUAA